GAAUAAAAGAAGACUACACAUAUUUUGGAAUUUUUUGUCUUCAUCUUUGGCUCUAGUAUUUUAUUUUCAGGAUAGUAUGCUGGAUAUAGGUUAUUUGGGAUGAUCAUUGACACUUUUCUGCUCAGAUGGUCUGAUAAAUCCUAAUUAUGGUUGGCGAGUAUUACCCUUAUUUGACAGUUAUGCAUUCACUGACUUUUGUAGUUUGUACUGAGACACAUACUUGGGCCCUACUCUCAAUUUUUUUUGGGGACACUAGUUGCUCAUUCUCAGUGGGCAGGAAAUGGAACUGGAGAGGCAAUUAGCAGCAAAAGAAGCUACUCUCCCUCAAGAACCAGCAUCAAAUGAUGAGAAUGCUGUAACCCUUAUGGUGCGAAUGCCAGAUGGCAGCCGCCAUGGCCGCCGAUUUCUUAAGACAGACAAGCUGCAGUCUCUUUUCAACUUCAUUGAUAUUGGCAGGAGAGUCAAACCCGGCUCUUACAGAGUGGUGAGGCCGUUCCCUAGGCGUGCUUUCAGCGAUGGAGAGAGUGCUUUGACAUUGAAUGAAGUUGGCCUUACCAGCAAACAAGAAGCUUUGUUUUUGGAGUUGAUAUAGUAGCUGACUCCAAAAUGUAGAACCAUAGAACAUUUUUAAUUUAUCUACAUAUAUUGUGAAUGAAAUCCUGGUUUUUGUUUUUGCUUUGGGGGUGUUUGGAUGAAAUACUUCAUACAUGGAUUUGAGGACAUGGGCAGAAUCAAAUUUAAAAGGGAGAAUAAUUAUGGUCAUUGUAUGUUUCCA
Messenger RNA from Prunus mume (Japanese apricot), 775 nucleotides. Lineage: Eukaryota; Viridiplantae; Streptophyta; Magnoliopsida; Rosales; Rosaceae. The record is from RefSeq and is a predicted model, not a curated record.